AGAGCGGCGCGGGGUUACUGCGGCCCCGGCGUGGGUGGGGCGCUUGCAGGUCCCUCCCCGCGCAAGUGCUCGCCCCGCCCCCGGGGCCGCGCCCACAGCCCAGGCUACCCCGGAGAAGCCUGAAUUGAGAACACUUUCUGCAGUGUCCCGGCAGUGCGGGACUCCGGUAGCCGCCCCUCCGGUCGCCGCCCCUCCUGCCCCCGCGCCACCGCCCUAUAUGUUGCCCGCCGCGGCCUCUGGGGCAUGGAGCACGCUGCCCAGCCCUGGCGAUGGCAACGGCGACGGGGGUGGCGGAGGAGCACCUGCUGGCCGCGCUCGCCUACCUGCAGUGCGCCGUGGGCUGCGCGGUCUUCGCACGGAAUCGUCAGACGAACUCAGUGUACGGCCGCCACGCGCUGCCCAGCCACAGGCUCCGAGUGCCGGCGCGGGCCGCCUGGGUGGUGCAGGAGCUGCCCUCGCUGGCCCUGCCGCUCUACCAGUACGCCAGCGAGUCCGCCCCGCGUCUCCGCAGCGCGCCCAACUGCAUCCUCCUGGCCAUGUUCCUCGUCCACUACGGGCAUCGGUGCUUAAUUUACCCAUUUCUGAUGCGAGGAGGAAAGCCUAUGCCACUGUUGGCGUGUACAAUGGCGAUUAUGUUCUGUACCUGUAACGGCUAUUUGCAAAGCAGAUACUUGAGCCAUUGUGCAGUGUAUGCUGAUGACUGGGUAACAGAUCCCCGUUUUCUAAUAGGUUUUGGCUUGUGGUUAACGGGCAUGUUGAUAAACAUCCAUUCAGAUCAUAUCCUAAGGAAUCUCAGAAAACCAGGGGAUACUGGAUACAAAAUACCAAGGGGAGGCUUAUUUGAAUACGUAACUGCAGCCAACUAUUUUGGAGAAAUCAUGGAGUGGUGUGGCUAUGCCCUGGCCAGCUGGUCUGUCCAAGGCGCGGCUUUUGCUUUCUUCACGUUUUGUUUUUUAUCUGGUAGAGCAAAAGAGCAUCAUGAGUGGUACCUCCGGAAAUUUGAAGAGUAUCCAAAGUUCAGAAAAAUUAUAAUUCCAUUUUUGUUUUAAGUGCAUUUUCCAUGAAAUUAUCUUCAACUUGAAGCUUUCCAAUGGCGCUUCUCUAUGGACUUUGUAAAUAAGUUAUAUCUUUGUAAUUUUCCUGCUACUUUAUCAUUUUCAAGAUGUCCUCUAGGAAUUUUUUUUCUAGUAAUUUUGCAAUCUACCUAAUAAGUACCUAAAUACGCUGAAAUGGAGGUUGAAUAUCCUACUGUGUAACAGGUCAGAAUUUCAAGCUCUGGGUAAUAACUGCUGAUAUUUUUUCUAAUUUCGAAUUUACCUCUUUUGGCUAUGUCUUGCCAAGUGUGUAUGAGACUAGACUUUACAACUGUCUUUGAUGGCAUUUUCAGAACAAUAAAUGUCACAAUCCCUUCUGUAGCCCCCUACAGUGAUCCCUUCAAGGUCAACUGCAGUGUUGCUUCCCUCCCCCUGUAGGGCUGGAAUCUGUCUAGGACCCCUCUCUCGGAGGCCACAGAGGCUGGGGGUAGCCAUUGUGCAGUCAUGGCCCAGGGGAAACUUGCCAACCUUCGCGUCAGGUGCUGUGUGUAAGUGGAGAACUUGGGGAUAGAGGAGGAAGCUCCCUGUGGCCCUUCCAAGGUGAGGCAAAGGCAUCUGGACUUGUUCCAGCCCAGCCCACCGGGUGACAUCACCGGGCAGGGAGGGGUGCUGGUGGUGGUUCAUAGGGAGUAAGCUGCUCUGCCUGUGUGAGGGGCUCCUGGGCCCUAAACAGGCACCUUUAGGCCAUGGGUCACUCACCAUGAGCCAUCAAUGUGCUCUGGUCUGACAUGGUUUCUCUCUGUCUUCUAGUCUAGACCUAGUUUUUUUGUUCUGUUCCCCACGUAUGGAUAUAGUAGAGAUUGUUGUCUGUGAAAUUUCUCCUUUGUAGAUUUUGAGUUUUCCCUUGUAGUGUAAAGAAUGAUCACUUUCUGUAACAAUAACAAGACCACUUUUUAAGAUUUAUCCUGUUUGUUCUUUGUUGAUUGAAACAUAAUAAUUGUUAAAAUUCUCUACAGCCUUCUUUUUCUUCCAUAGCUAAUCUUCCUUCUAAUAGUUUUUGCUUUCUGUUUUGCUGUUGUUGCUUUGCAAAGCUUUCCCCUCAUAGCCUGUACCUGUUAUCAAUAUAAAAUAAUCUUCCUGUUGAAUGCUUCAUGACUUGAAUUCUACUUUGAUAAAAACAUUGCCAUACUGCUUUUUAUCUUGAUGAAUUCAUCUGGCAUUGCUUUGCCUUAUCAUCUCAUCUGGAGUUUUUAAAUGCCAUUUGUUUCAGUUGUCUUUAACAACAUAAUAAAUAGACUUUGCCAUUUAACAA
Molecule: messenger RNA, 2346 nt
Organism: Gorilla gorilla gorilla (western lowland gorilla)
Lineage: Eukaryota; Metazoa; Chordata; Mammalia; Primates; Hominidae
Gene: SRD5A1
Product: steroid 5 alpha-reductase 1
Exons: 5
Coding region: 270-1049 (259 amino acids)
Biological process (GO): steroid biosynthetic process
Cellular component (GO): membrane
Molecular function (GO): 3-oxo-5-alpha-steroid 4-dehydrogenase activity
Source: RefSeq, a predicted model, not a curated record